AUGCGGCCGUUCGUGCAUGGUCGCAGAGGCUGCAAUCGGAGAGAGGGCAUAGCUUGGCAGAAGGACAUUAGAGUGGAUAAGAAUUUGUUUCGAGCCUUGGUGCAGUUUUGGAAUUCUGCGUACAAGUGUUUCACUUUUGGAGAAGUGGAUUUGGUACCUACCAUGGAGGAAUACACUACUUUGCUCAGGUGUCCCAAAAUUCAAGUCCGGAAGACUUAUGCUUGGGUUUUUAGUAGUCAGACUUUCGUGAAGAAACUGAUGAGCAUUUCUGGGAUGAGCGAGCCUUGGGCUUUGAGGCACGUGGACGAGGCGGUCAUUGACUUGUUUGAUCGCCUUGAAAAGGGAAUCACCCCGGUACCGGCAAUAUUGGCAGAAACGUUCAGAUCUUUGAGCUCAAUUAGAAAGACAGGCAAGGGGCGAUUCAUUAGAUGUGCACAAUUAUUGAUGGCAUGGUUUCAUGGGCACUUUUGGAAGGUAGACAAAGUUUCCUAUCGAGUCUUCUCCGAGGGUUAUUUCCCAUUGAAAGAAGAAGCAGCUAUACAGAGGAGAGAGGAUAUUUCAGAGGAAAAGUGGAUGGACAUUCUUCAUAACCUCAAGGAGGGGGAUAUCGAGUGGAGAGCUUAUUGGAUGGUUCCUGACGAGAUCAUGUACCGAUGCGGUAACUUCGAUUGGGUGCCAUUGUUAGGAAUUUGGAGAGUUACCGGGUAUACUCUACUAUUAGCCUUGAGGCAAUAUAAGUCGAGGCAGUUUGUACCCACGACUUAUGGGCUUGCUCAGAGUGAAUUCUCAUUUAAAGGUGCUCAUUAUAAGAAGAGAGUUCGGGAGUUAUCGGAUGCUUGGAAGCAAACUUGUUGGAUGAAGAGGUUAGUCGUCGGUUCCAUAGUAACGCCCGAGUAUAGCGAGUGGUUUAGAAAGAGGAUUAAUGAUAAUAUUCCUAGGCCAAGCAUGAAGAAUGCUCGACCUAUCGGGGAACAAUUACAAAUCGCCCCAUCAGAAUUGGAAAUUAUAAGGCAAGAUUUCGAGAAGAAGAGUUCGGAGCUCAGGAAGAAGAUCGAACAGUUAGAAGAAGAGAAGAUGCAUCUAAGGUUAGACGCUGAUGUUCAGAGGUCAGAGGCUGAGAAAUGGAGAAAAGGAAAAACUAAGGCCGAAGAAGACCUAAACAGCUUGAAGACAGACUACAAGAAGCUGCGCCUAUCUAUGAAGACUGCGGGUUUAGAUAAGAGUUUCGAACAAUGGCGCCACGAAAUUCGAGAAGAAAAAGCCAAUACCGAUAGGUGGGAAAGUAAAUUUCGAGAAGCUCAGGCACGAAACGAAGAUUUGGAGAAGAGUCUGUCGAAAAGCAGAAACGAGCGAGGUGAACUAAGGGCUAGAGUGGCAGAACUCGAGAAGUCUCUGCAUCAAUACUGA
Gossypium arboreum is the source of this 1407-nucleotide messenger RNA. RefSeq lists its product as uncharacterized. Bases 1 to 1407 code for a protein of 468 amino acids. The transcript has 3 exons. Lineage: Eukaryota; Viridiplantae; Streptophyta; Magnoliopsida; Malvales; Malvaceae. The record is from RefSeq and is a predicted model, not a curated record.